Molecule: messenger RNA, 5795 nt
Organism: Stomoxys calcitrans (stable fly)
Lineage: Eukaryota; Metazoa; Arthropoda; Insecta; Diptera; Muscidae
Gene: Setx
Product: probable helicase senataxin
Exons: 10
Coding region: 108-5540 (1810 amino acids)
Biological process (GO): termination of RNA polymerase II transcription
Cellular component (GO): nuclear body
Molecular function (GO): helicase activity; transcription termination site sequence-specific DNA binding; protein binding
Source: RefSeq, a predicted model, not a curated record
AAGUGGAAAAGCAAAAGAAAAACAAACCAAAAUUUGGGAGAUAAACAAGAAGCGCGUUCAACAUUUAAUAUUUUCGAAAAUGUUUAUUUCUUAUUACUAAGUUAAAUAUGAGUUGCCAAAGAUAUUCCUCAUGGGUAUUGCAGAGGCAAUCCAUUGGAGAAUGCCAUCGCUUGCGAGUGGGAGUUAGUUCUGUGGGUCGCCAUUCAUCCUCUCUAAUACGUAUAUUGGACUCGCAUUAUGUGUCGCGACACCAUGCCGAAAUAGAAGUUUCUCUGGAUGAUCAGUCGGUGACGAUAAAGGAUCUGAAUUCAGUCAAUGGCGUUUUCGUUAAUAACGUUUUACACAAAAGUUCCACAAUUACUCUGAGUUCUGAGGACACCAUUGGCAUUGGUGUAUCGACAAAUUGCAACGAAGAAGAGGACGAACUGACCCUGCCCAUAUACAAUUUAAAAUAUAUGCCAAUUACUAGAGCAAAGAAUAAUGCCAAUACAGCUCAACGAGCUGUAAAGAGAGAGAGCGAUAAUAUACCUAGCACAAGUAGAGCGGCUCCUAGUGCUUCAGCUAAACCAAACAUAGAGCAACCCAUUUUAAUAAUAAGCGAUGACGAAGACGAGAUUGAUGGAUUGAAUUUUAAGGUUAAAAAACAAGAGGAAAACAAGGGGAACGAACCGAAUGCAAAUGAAAAACAGCAAAAUCUCAAUCCAAAUUCCUUGGAAUUGCCCCAGAUAGUCAUUAAGAAGGAGAAGAUACCAUGUGAAAAAGAGCAGCCCAAAGCUAUAGGACAGAAAAAUAAGCCAAUUGACAAAAAUAAAGAAAUACCAAAUGUCAACUUGGUGACAGAAUUAACACUGGCUGGAACAAGCAAACAUAGUAAUGAGACAUUCAAGGAUAAGCAACUCAAUGAAAAUGCUUUACCAAUUGAUAGAGCUAACCAGACUAUCUCUGAGAACAAACCGCCAUCAAGAUUGGAAAAGGACAAGGAGCAAAGUAUUCAUAUACCUAUUAUCUCAGAGAUAAAGCAAGAGCUCAUACGCUCCGUAUCGGCUGAUGUGAAGGACAUUUUUGGUGAUCUUGACGAUGAUGAGAAGGACAAACUUAAGGAAAUCAAUCCCCUGGUGUAUAAUGAUCUCAGUGGAAAACCAUUGCUACUGCCUACAUCGAGUGCGACCAAUCUCUUGGCCCAUGGUGAAUUUAUAACUCUGCUUAGUGAUGAAGAAGAGGAGGAGGAAGAGGAAUUGGGUAUUUUCAUACCAAAUUCACCUCAGAAGCAUGCUGAUAAAAAGGCAGCUGUUCCUACUACUGAAAUAGCAAAAAGUCCCAACAUUUUCAAUACGUCUUUAAACGAUUCUAUCGAAGAUACUUCCAAAGCUUUAGAGGUACUUAAAAAUCACCUAAACGAAACAAAAAGCAAAGAACAAUCCAUAGCCAACGACAACAUUGACCUGGAUGAUUACACUUCCUAUGAACCCCAUUCGGAAGAUGAGGAUGAAUUUAUGUUUUCACAAGUUCUGCUUAACGACAUGAAGGCCGAGCUGCAAGAUGAUUUUAAAAAAGACUUGGAUGACGACAGCAAUGAUGCAGCCCACCCCGAUAAUGAUGCGGCCGAGCUUCCCAUUCAAAUAAAACAGGAACCCGAUUGGGAGAAAAACUCCUCAUUGUUAAGUGAGCUUGAUAACACCAGCUGGGUGAUAAGCGAUGAGGAGGACUAUGACAAGGAGCUGGAAACCAAAGUGUCUGACUGGUCGAGUAAAAUCUUCUCACAAAGCUAUAACAAUAUGUCGCAGAUAUAUGAUUUGGACACCAAUAUUACUGAUGACGAAGAUGACGGUGAGGACGAUGUUCUGGAAGAUAUUGGACGCCUAGAAGAUGACAUCGAUGCUAUUACAGACUUGUACAAUAGCAUAAAUGAGGAAAACGAGCAAGGGCAAAAGGAAGAAGACAAAGAAAAAGAAGGCUCCAAAAUUAUCCCAGAGGUGGAGGCAAAAAGAGUUUUGGACAAGCAAGAGAAUGAAAGCCUGAAGUCAGAGCAGCAACAGACAGACAGCACUGUUAGAACUAUGGAUGAAAGAGAAAAAAGUCCUGAGCUAGUUGCCACAAAACUAGAUGCAGAAUCACCGCUAAUAAGGCCCAGACUUAAAAGUUUUACAAAAUGUAAGCCAGUGCUGUCAUCAUCUGAAGAUGAAUUUGAAAAUGACAACCGUGAACCACAAAAGCCUCACCGCCCAGCAGAGCAACAGCCAGAGACAAAUAAUGUCACACCUACACCAUUAAAAGCAGUGGAUGCCGAAAAACCACCCGCCAUAAGGACUAUACCUCAAAUCAUAAGUCCCCCCUCAUUGCCCAAGCACAAGGGUAAACUAAGAGGAGUGUCCGCCGAGCCCAGUUCACCUAGCACAACCAAACACAAAAAUGUACCUCUUCUAACCAAGAAACUCCAUAACAUAAGGGAACAAAUUUGGGCGGAGGAAACUCACAAAUCCCUGAAAAGAAAAUGGACAGAAAAACCAAGCAUAGGCAAGAAACGUGAUAAGGAGCGCAUGAAAGUCAUGAAGGAAUGUCGCAAGGACAAAUUGAAACAGCUGGCUGAAAAACCUAUCUCAUCCUCAAAGGAUAGUUUGAAACGAAAAAGUUCCUCCUCCUCAAGUGGAGAAACAAAUGCCAAAAAGGCCAAAGUAAAGGUGACCGUAAAUAAUAGGGGAGCCUUCCUAACCGAAAAUCAGCCAAAGGCACCAGUGCCAGUUACUGCAACAAAAGCCAAAAUACAUGAAACGACAGCUUUUAAAAUUCCCAAAGUCAUAGCUAAUCAUAAAUGCGAUGAAACCAUAAAGGAGGGCUUGAAACGUUCCAACAGCAUAGACGAAAUCAAAAAGAGAGAACCCCUUAAACGAGGUGCCAGCUUGGAUGGCGGCCUAACAACAUUCUCUCAGGAAAUAUCCAAAGCUGAUCAGAUUUUGUUCAAGAAGACGGAAACAAAAUGUACAAAUCAACCAAAUAAGCGUACAACAAUGCUGCAUGCGGAUGGCCCCAGUGCGGUUUGUAAAGAAGCUGUAGCCGCUCGUGCUCUCCGUACUACCAACAAAAUCACAUUUGCCUCCAUGGAAAGAAAUAUCACCGAAUCGGAAAGGAAUAAAAACAAAUUGAAUACCAUGUGUAAUAAACGUUGCAACAAACCCAUAGAGAAUCCUCCUUCCAUACUCUCAUCGCCCGUAAGGGGACAUAGCAAAAAGAAGACUGUACGUUUCAAUGAUACACCCAUUAUACAUUACAUUGAACGUGUCUAUGGUGCAAGAAAAGUAGCUGGAAAAGAUAUCCUCCCCCUGACCACCCACAAAGAUCGUCGCCAUAUGAUAAGGCGUACAUAUCCCAUUAUUGAUAACACCGACAAGAUUAUAACACAAAUCCUGUGCUGGAGCGAUGAAUGGUUGGUGAAACGAAACGCCGCUGUGGAUGCUGCUGGUGAUAUUGUCUAUCCGAUGCCAACGCACUUUAGUUCAUUCGAACAUUACAAAAGCAUAAUGUUUCCCUUAAUGAAAUUGGAGUUUGCAAGCCUGCUGGAGCGCCAAUACAAUCAGACAUCACAUAUUAAAAAAUACAAAGUCAACUUGGAGUAUGUAACCACAAACUUGGAUCGGCUUAUGUUGGUAACGAAAUUUAACUAUCAGAAUCGCAAAGAAAUGGAUAGUGCCAAAUACGAUCUGGUGAUAUUGGAAUCAAAGCAAAUUAACACCGAUAUGUUUGCGUACUUGACCUCGACACGUAAAGCGGCUGGUUCCUGCAAUACGAUGGUCUUUGAAAUAGUACCCAAAAAUAUUACCAAAGAAUUCUUUUGUGGCAUACAUGAGUUGACAGUGCGACCAGUCAUUGAUAAUGUUCGCGUCGAAUUUGGUGCUUUCAAUGCUGUCUAUCAGCUGGAGGCAACACCACUGUUCAAAAAAAUACUCAAUCCUGUGGAAUUGUUACAAUGUCGCCAUCCGGCCAAAAAGAAAGUCAUCUAUAGGGGCUUCAAUCAAUUGAACGAACGCCAACAUCAGGUUCUACUCAAUACGUAUUCGCGCAUUAUUGAUGAAUCUUCACCCAAUGUUUCACUUAUACAAGGACCUCCCGGCACUGGCAAAUCAUGUGUCAUAACAAAUUUAGCCCUUCAAACCAUGUAUGGCGAUGAGGUACGCUGCAUGGAUAAGAAAAUACUGGUAUGUGCUCAGAGUAAUGCCGCUGUGGAUGUCAUUGCUGAAAAACUCUUCGACAUCAGUAUGAGAAUGCGACCGGAGAGACGUUUUCGUUUAAUACGUUACGGAUUGCAAGAGAAAAUCAAUCCAUUUUUACAUCCAGUUACACUGCCACACAUCAUACAGCAGGAGCAAAUAAAAAAACUAAAGGCAACAAAUCCAGAAAUUUCCAUGGAAAAUAAAGAGAAUUUAAAAAAUCAGAUGCUGCAAUUGGAGGCCCAAAUCGCUGAUUUGUCAAAACGCAACAUCAAGGGCACCGUCGAAGAAGAUAUGCUGCUGGAGAAGCAACGCCAAUUGCAAUUGAUGCGUAAUAUAUCGAAUCAAUUCACCCGACCCGAAGACGAACGCAGCAUUGCAACUUGGUUUCUAAGCAAUGCCAAUAUUGUUUGUGCCACACUGUCCAGUUGUGUCAAGCUAUCGCAAUUUGUUAAUUACUUUGAUAUCUGCAUAAUAGACGAGGCCACACAGUGUACAGAACCAUGGACUUUGUUGCCCUUGAAAUUUGGUAUUAAUUCCUUGGUGUUGGUGGGUGAUACUCAACAGUUGCCAGCCACCAUAUUGUCAAAGAAAGCCAAUGAGCUGGGCUUGGGCAAAUCUAUGUUCACUAGAAUACAAAACUGUUUGGACACCUUGCCCAGCAGCGCCCACAAUAGCGUUGGUACCAUAACUCCAAACUAUAUUAUCUCAGGACUACAAACACAAUAUCGUAUGCAUCCGGAAAUUUGCAAAUGGCCCAAUCAGUAUUUCUAUAGGAAUGAGCUCAUCCAUGGCAGAAUCACUCUGGAAUUCAAAUCACCUCUGGUGCCUUUCUCAGUGCUGAAUUUAGCCUAUACCCAAAACGAAGCUUGUCAUAAUGGUAAAAUUACCAACAAUCUAGAGGCUGAGUUUGUGGCCAAACUUCUCAAGGCACUGGAUGGAUUUAUUCCAAACAAAUAUAAUAGUUAUGGUGUUAUAACACCAUAUGCUCAACACAGAGCCACAUUGGAACAUGCUAUAAGAUCUCUGGGCCUUACCAACAUUAUGGUAAACACUAUAGAAUCAUAUCAGGGCUUGGAAAAAGAUGUCAUCGUUAUAUCGAAUGCCCGCACCAGCGGUGUAGGCUUUCUUGCCAAUCCCCAACGACUGAAUGUGGCUUUGACGCGUCCUAAAAAAUGUCUGAUAUUAUGUGGAAACUUCAAAAAUUUAGAGAUUGUUCCGGCCUGGCGUUGCCUUCUCCAAAGUGCACGUGAGAGAAAUCUUUACCAUGAAAUCUCCACAAAUUGUAUAAAUAAUAUACAUACGAAUGUGAUCGAUAAAAUUAGGAUUAAAAAAUGAAUUGAAACAAUGUACAUACAAGCAUACAUGGAACUACAGUUCAACUGUAUUCAUCUACCUGAUAUUAAGUCACGCCUACUUAUCUUCGAAUGCCUACCGCUACAAUUCAAACGCAAGUGUUUUUUUUAUUUAAGAUAGAUUAGUUAGUUUCUCAUAUGCAUUUAAGCAUUUUUUACGAUAAGUUACCUCUUUGUUACAUCAAAUCAAUUUGAUGUGAUUUUUUCAUAUAUUGUUUUUUUUUAUUAUUAUUUUUAU